GGAUUUUUAGUGCUUCCAAGUUGAGAUUGGUCCGGAUUCUGGGACAUUGGCAACCACUAUCUCGACCACCAGGCCUUACCCUAAAUCUGCCUUAGAUCUACGUCGGACGCCACUAUGGACCAUAGCGAUAAUCACUUUGGUCAAAAGCUGCUGUACUCAAAAAUAUUUGCCUGCAACUGUAUUUCCCAACUUUGAGCAAUAAGGCAUAAAUCACAGACCACGCCUGAUUCUAGGAUUUCAAAGAAUCGUAUUCGACGCGAGGGCCACUGAAUUGCACAUAAGCUACGUCGGAGACCCCGGGGUUGAAAACAUAGUCCACAGGUGAACUAGAUGACAUGGUAGCUCUCUCAACCGUGCGUGCCCAUAAUGCAUCAUUAAAGAACCUGGGCCCGGGGCUUGUUGCUGUAUUUGUUGGCGGAACAAGUGGAAUUGGUCUGUACACAGCGCGCGAAUUUGUUCGCUACACUAUUUCCCCGACCGUCUAUCUUGUUGGACGCAAUGAGACGCAAGCACGGCAGGUUAUCCAGGAAUUGAGCCUGAUCAAUCCCAGCGGCAAAUUUCAGUUCAUCAAGACGGACGCAUCGCUCCUACGUGGUGUGGACUCAGCGUGUGAGGUGAUUCAACAGAAAGAAAGCCAGAUUAACCUUUUAUUUUUGAGCUGUGGUAUUUUUACUCUGAAGGGGAGGGAUGACACCUCCGAAGGCCUGGAUAAGAAGUUCAGCCUCCACUACUACGCCCGAAUGCGCUUCAUCAACAACCUAAUACCACAGUUAACUCAGGCCACUAGUAGCAAAAGCUCUACCAGCGCUCUGUCCCGUGUUAUAACCGUCCUAGGUGCAGGCCACGAAACAAAGAUUGACCUGGGUGAUCUUGACCUAAAACACAAAUACAGCCUUAAUAGCUGUGAUGUGCAUGCCACGACAAUGUCUUCGUUGAUAGUCGAAGGACUCGCAUCCCGAUAUCCGUCUACAACCUUUAUACAUACAUAUCCCGGGAUUGUGAAGUCAGGCAUCUCUCGCGAAGCAGGCCCAAUUGUAGGCCGUCUUGUUAGGGCUAUAAUGUUUCUAGGUCGACCGUGGAUGGUUGGUGAACAGGAGAGUGGGGAAAGACAUCUGUAUGUUGCGACGAGUGGACGGUAUCCGUGUUCGAUGUCUAGGGGACAAAGUAGGGUUGAUUCCGUGGAGAGUAGGCGGGGGGCUUAUUUGGUGAACUGGGAUGGGUCUGAAGUUGGGAAUCGGAGGCUGCUUGAUGAGUACCAUACUAGUGGUGCUGGGAGGAAGGUUUGGGAGCAUACUGAGGAGAUGUUUCAGACUGUGUUGAAAGGAGUAUAGACGUAUAUGUAGAGAUAUCGAAUAUAAAGUUUACGACAGGGUAUAGCACAUAUGAGACAUAGCAGUGCACUUAGCGGGCACUAAAUAUUGUGGUAUAUAAUUGUGAUAGCUAAUGGAAUCCCGGCUGAGCACCCCCGUAGCUCCCAUCCAAC
Molecule: messenger RNA, 1483 nt
Organism: Aspergillus pseudotamarii
Lineage: Eukaryota; Fungi; Ascomycota; Eurotiomycetes; Eurotiales; Aspergillaceae
Exons: 3
Coding region: 336-1331 (331 amino acids)
Biological process (GO): secondary metabolic process
Source: RefSeq, a predicted model, not a curated record